Molecule: messenger RNA, 3130 nt
Organism: Linum trigynum
Lineage: Eukaryota; Viridiplantae; Streptophyta; Magnoliopsida; Malpighiales; Linaceae
Source: the annotation of a GenBank genome assembly
ACACCAAAUAAUAAUCACGAGCAUAUAAGAAAAAAUGAAACUGAUUGAGAAUCAAUACAAUUGAAGCCGUAAAUCAAUCUAAAGAACUAUUCCUAAACUUUCUUUUGCAAAUUAAAAAAUAGAUCAUGUAAAAUUCUCGUCAAAUUCACGAUCCCCAUUCCCCACCUAAUUUCGUAAUGUAACUCCCGAGCAUGGUUGUCAUGCCGGUGGCAUGCCACCUGGUUGAACCUGGUUUAACUUGUGCCGGUCAUGAAACCAGCAUGACACCACCGGUAUAGCCGGUAUGAUCGACUUACGCAUUCUAAGUAAAAUGACAUCAUUUUAAUGAAUUUAAUGAAUAAAAAAAUUAAUUUAUUAUUCCUUGUAACUAAAUUGUCCACAAAUAUGUUUUAUAUAUGUUUAAAUGCGUUAAAUAUUAAUUUUUUCACAUUUUUUAAACCGGCAUGAACCAGCACAAACUGGUUAUACCACCGGUCGUACCAUUUCACUUGCUAAACUGGCACAACGGUAUAAACCGGUUUGACAACCUUGCUCCCAAGAGUAAAAAACAGGUUACCGAUAGGAUUAAAAAUGGGAAAAGCAAGUUGCUUUGUGGGCCAAAAAAAAUUCGGCCCCUCAAUUCUCUUCCUUAUGGAGACGAAGAAAGAUGAAUCAUUCUUGGAAGACAAGAGGAGAGGAAUGAGGUUUGACCAUGGAGAAUAUGUUUGUCCAGAAAACGAAGGUAGUGGUUUAGCGGUUUGGUGGAAAGAUGAUGUUGAAGUGUGUGUGAUUGAUAGGUAUAAGUCCUUUAUGGACAUUAGCGUUAGUCAGAAUGGAGUGGUUUUCUUUUGUACCUUAGUCCAUGCUCCUGCCACGGCGGUGGAGAGAAGGACUUUUUGGGAUCGACUUUCGAGCCUGAGGGAGACUCAAGACGAGUCAUGGCUCAUUGUUGGCGAUUUGAAUGUGGCCAUGUUCCCCCAUGAAAAGCAGGGGCGUUGUCCCCUAAGAAAUGAAAAUGUAAUCCCGUUCAAAAGUUUUAUCGACAGCAAUGUUCUCAUUGAUCUUGGCUUCUCGGGGGAGGCUUUCAUCUGGACCAACAACCAGCAGGGGGGGAUUUGAUCAGGGAAAGGCUUGAUCGUGCUCUAUGUACCUCUAGCUGGCUCAGAACCUUUGAGAAAGCAAGAGUCGUCCAUGAAGACUUUGUGAACUCGGAUCAUUGCCCGAUCAGAGUGGAUCUCCACCACUACAAACCAGUUACCUGCACUCCGUUUCGCUUUGAUAAGCGAUGGAAGGAAAAUGAGGAGUGCAAGCGGAUUGUCAGUGACCGAUGGGGCACCGGAGGUCCAGUUCAGGGGAUCUUGAGUGAUUGCCAAAGAAACAUCAUGGCCUGGGCAAAAAUGGACAGAACGCAGAAACUGAAAAGAGAAAAGGAAUUGAGACAAAGAUUACAAGAGCUUCAGGGUCCGAUAAGGACCCAGGAUAUUAUUGAGGAAGAAAGUUUUCUGCUUUGGGAACUUGACAAGUGGUGGACCUCAGAAGAAUCCUUCUGGGCUCAGAGAUCAAGAAAUGGUUGGCUCCAAGAAGGAGACCAGAACACUGGAUUCUUCCAUGCAUCUACAAUUCGAAGAAAACACAGGAACAGAAUUCUGAAGCUAAGAGAUGCGCUUGGGAACUGGUUGGAUAAACCAGAUGAGUUGGAUCAUCACGUCAACGACUUCUAUCGACAUCUGUUUGAGAGUAGAAGAGGGAGCUUUGACCAUUCACUGUUAACGGGGUUCCCUGCGCUGGUCACUGAUGAGAUCAACAAUACCCUCACUGCUCAAAUCACAAAGGAGGAAGUUCGCAAGGCUGUUUUCCAGUUGGGGGCAAACAAGGCCCCGGGCCCUGAUGGGUUCCCAGGCCACUUUUUUCGGACCUACUGGUCAUGCAUUGAGGAUAUCUUCUGCAAAGAGAUCUUCGAUUUUUUCAGGACAGGGAUUAUGACAGAGGGCUGGAAUGAUACCUUCAUCACUCUCAUUCCUAAAGUGGACCAUCCCGAGAUGAUUGGCCAGUUUAGACCAAUAAGCUGCUGCAAUUUCCGUUAUAAAGUCAUUACGAAGAUUAUGACCAUUAGACUACAACCAUGGCUGCCAAAUCUGGUGAAUGAACUUCAAGCUGCUUUUACAGGGGGAAGACAAAUCCAAGAUAACAUUGUUAUUGUCCAUGAAGUCUUGAACCAGUUUAAGAAGAACAAGAAGAAGAAAAAGAAAGAAAUGAUGCUGAAACUUGAUAUGAAGAAGGCGUACGAUCUGGUGGAAUGGGACUUCCUCAUAAACCUUCUCAAGGCUUAUGGUUUCAAUGAUACAUGGUGCGGAUGGGUGCAAGCAUGCAUCUCCACAGUGAAGUUCAGACUCCUGUUCAAUGGAGCCCCUUCGACUGAUUUUACUCCUUCACGAGGCAUCCGGCAGGGGGAUCCAUUGUCCCCGCUCCUCUUCAUCCUGAUGUCCAACUCUCUGUCAUUCAUGAUAGAAAAGGCUGCACAAAGACAAUUUAUUAAGGGCAUCAAAUUGAACAGAGAAUGCCCUAUUCUUACUCACUGCCUGUUCGCGGAUGAUACCGUCAUCUUUGGAGAAGCAUCAGUUAGGGAGGCUGACAACAUCCUCAGCAUUAUCCAUGACUACGGAUCGAUCACUGGACAGGAGGUCAAUAGAGAAAAGUCAUCCAUGUUCCUCAGCAUUAUCCAUGACUAUGUACCUCUAGCUGUCUUCUGUAGUAAGUAGUAACAUAAGUGGAACAACACAAAGCUAAGCUAGACAGAAAUCUUUUAUUUUUCUAUUCAAACUUUAAAAAAAAAAUUACUUGUAUAUAAAUGAAAAAUUGAAUUAAUGUGUCGAAGGCGGGGGGUGAUUUGUUGGUAUUAAUUUGUACUUAUAUAUAUAUAUCAUCUUUGAAGUAGUAAAAUUUUAAAUGAGUAAAUCGAUAGGUUUCGAUCCAAUAAAUAAAAGUAUCAUUCACAACAACUAUAUGUAGUAGCAUCUACAUGACAUGUGAUCUUCGUCCAAAGCUAGCUUUUUUAUAUAUAUGUUUUAGCAGAACAUCUUUUGACACCAAAUAAUAAUCACGAGCAUAUAAGAAAAAUGAAACUGAUUGAGAAUCAAUGCAAUUGAAGCCG